Neltuma alba is the source of this 1506-nucleotide messenger RNA. RefSeq lists its product as uncharacterized. Gene Ontology annotation, biological process: protein K63-linked deubiquitination; DNA repair. The transcript is spliced from 10 exons. Gene Ontology annotation, molecular function: cysteine-type deubiquitinase activity; metallopeptidase activity; protein binding. Gene Ontology annotation, cellular component: BRISC complex; BRCA1-A complex. NCBI's taxonomy places the organism in Eukaryota, Viridiplantae, Streptophyta, Magnoliopsida, Fabales, Fabaceae. The coding region runs from base 143 to 1396 and encodes 417 amino acids. The record is from RefSeq and is a predicted model, not a curated record.
AGCUGGAAAAUAGAAUAGAAGCAUCAUCGCCUGGAAAGAGAGCUGUAAUUGGCCUGUUGACGGACUCUGGGGUUUCUCCGACGUGUACUCAAGGUUCAGUCUUCGUGUCGCUUCUUGGGAGGAAAAGGGAGAGGUAUCGAAAAUGUCUCUGACUGGCGUGAAAAUGUCGGAAGACGUUUGGUUUACUUGUGUCACUCAUGCAUUGUCUACUGAGACUGAAGAGAUCAUGGGUCUUCUCCUGGGCGAUAUAGAGCAUUCAAAAAACGGGAAUGUGACAGCGUUAAUAUGGGGAGCAUCUCCUCAGACAAGGUCCGAUCGGCGAAAGGACCGAGUAGAGACUAACCCUGAACAGUUGGCAGCUGCAUCAGCACUGGCUGAGAGAAUGACCAUAUCUAGUGGUAGAACAACAAGGGUGAUCGGUUGGUACCAUUCACAUCCUCAUAUUACAGUUCUUCCUUCUCAUGUUGAUGUGCGAACUCAGGCAAUGUAUCAACUUCUUGAUUCUGGGUUUAUUGGAUUGAUAUUUUCUUGUUACAGUGAAGAUGCAAACAAGGUUGGAAGAAUUCAAGUAAUUGCUUUCCAGUCAUCUGACAGGAAGCAGAAUCAAAUGACAAGGUCUAUACCUGCAUCUCCUGUAAAUAGAAGCUCAGUUAUUGAUCUUGAUCCAUCUCCUAGUUCCUCAGAGAAUGUGUCAAUAAGAUCUGGUUCCUUAAAGGCGGAGAGUCCAGAUCAGGAUACUGGUGAUUCGAAGAUUACUGGAACUAAGGGUGUGGGAAGAUCUUCGGACUUGGGGAAUUUCUUUGCUAAUGCUGAUGCUGCCAGCUAUCUAGGGAGAGAAAAGGAUGGAGGAAACUACAAUUCCAACACUUUGGACACUGCCACUGUUGAUGUUGAUCCAAUGGAUAUGUCAGAAAGCAUGCAGGAAGCUAUGCAUCGUUCAAAUUUGGACAUGAGUGGUGCUGAAUAUGUAAGAAAAGAAAUCCCUCUUUAUGUUUUGCCAACCUCAUCCCUUAUCAACAUUGAUUCACCAUUAUCAUCAUAUACGGAUCUGCAACAUGUACUAUUCGAUGAGGAGCGGACUGCAUAUAACCAGGCCAUUUUACAAAACAUGAGGGAUGGGAAGGUGCAUCCGCUCGCUUUCAUCCAUCAUACUUCAACAUACCAGGCUUCAUUAUGCAAAUUGAUUGAAUAUUGUCUAAGUCCUGCUAUGCAAGCACUACAAGAUCGAUUGAGAGAAAAUGAAAUUCGGUUAGGAGUUCUGAGUGCUGAGGCCGCAAGUCUGGAAGGGGAGGCAUUUAGACAGAGUGAAGCAGGUUCUGGAUCUCCCCGUCAAGUUCAAUCUCCUAUUGCCAGGAAUGUACCCAGUCCGGGAAGCCGCAGCAGAAAAGGGUAUUAACCUGAAAACGUCUUUCUUCCAAAGGUUCUGCUUCAAUUCACAUACACCACCACGGUGAUUGGCAUUAUUUUUGGUACAAGAAAUAUGGCUGCUUCAAUUCACAUACACCC